AUGUUUUAUGUGUUUUUUGGAAAAGCAUAUUUGCUUCCUUUUUUCUUCUUUUCACUUGCUUUUCUUCUUUUCCUUUUCUUUUUUCUUUUUUUUCUGUCUUUUUUUCUCUCUUUUCUUUUUCUUUUUUUUUUCUUUUCUUUUUUCUUUCUUUCUCUUUUUUUUCUUUCUUUCUCUUUUCUUUUUUCUUUCUUUCUCUUUUUUUUCUUUCUCUUUUCUUUCUUUUUUCUUUCUUUUCUUUUUUCUUUUCUUUCUUUUUUUUUUCUCUUUUUUCUUUCUUUUCUUUUUCUUUCUUUCUCUUUUUCUUUCUUUCUCUUUUUCUUUCUUUCUUUUUCUUUCUUUCUCUUUUCUUUCUUUCUCUUUUUCUUUCUUUCUUUUUUUUUUUCUCUUUCUCUUUUUUCUUUCUUUCUCUUUUUCUUUCUUUUUUUUUUUUUCUUUUUUCUUUCUUUUCUUUUUCUUUCUUUCUUUUUCUUUCUUUCUCUUUUUUUUCUUUUCUUUUUUUCUUUCUUUUCUCUUUUUUUUCUUUCUUUCUCUUUCUUUCUUUCUUUUUCUUUCUUUUCUCUUUUCUUUCUUUCUCUUUUUCUUUCUUUCUCUUUUUCUUUCUUUUCUUUCUCUUUUUUUUCUUUCUUUCUCUUUUUUUUCUUUUCUUUUUUUCUCUUUCUCUUUUUCUUUCUUUCUUUUUUCUUUCUUUCUCUUUUUCUUUCUUUUCUUUUUUCUUUCUUUCUCUUUUUUUUCUUUCUUUCUCUUUUUCUUUUUUCUCUUUUUUCUUUUCUUUCUCUUUUUCUUUUUUUCUUUUCUUUCUUUCUCUUUUUCUUUUUUUCUUUUUUCUUUUCUUUCUCUUUUUCUUUUUUUCUUUUUUUUCUUUCUUUUUUUUUCUUUCUUUUUUUUUUUUCUCUUUCUUUUUUUUUUUUUUCUUCUCUUUUUUCUUUCUUUCUCUUUUUCUUUCUUUCUCUUUUUUCUUUCUUUUUUUUUUCUUUUUUUUUUUCUCUUUCUCUUUUUUCUCUCUUUCUCUUUUUUUUUUCUCUCUUUCUCUUUUUUUUUCUCUCUUUCUCUUUUUUUUUCUCUCUUUCUCUUUUUUUUUCUCUCUUUCUCUUUUUUUUUCUCUCUUUCUCUUUUUUUUUCUCUCUUUCUCUUUUUUUUUUCUUUCUCUUUUUUUUCUCUCUUUCUCUUUUUUCUCUCUUUCUCUUUUUUCUCUCUUUCUCUUUUUUCUCUCUUUCUCUUUUUUCUCUCUUUCUCUUUUUUCUCUCUUUCUCUUUUUUUCUCUCUUUCUCUUUUUUCUCUCUUUCUCUUUUUUUUUCUCUCUUUUUUUUCUCUCUCUUCUCUUUUUUUUUCUCUCUUUCUCUUUUUUUUUCUCUCUUUCUCUUUUUUUUUCUCUCUUUCUCUUUUUUUUUCUCUCUUUCUCUUUUUUUCUUUCUUAACAAAAGUAAACUUGUUGUUUUAUAUACAAAUAUUUUCUUUGUUUUAUCCAAAUAA
Acanthosepion pharaonis is the source of this 1470-nucleotide messenger RNA. The record is from the annotation of a GenBank genome assembly. Lineage: Eukaryota; Metazoa; Mollusca; Cephalopoda; Sepiida; Sepiidae.